AAAAAAACCUUUAAAAGUUGAGAUGCAGGCGCUCACAAUCUAUGUCCGGUGUCCUCGGCAGCCCAAUUUGCGACCGGAAAUCUCUGUCGGGCGGCGGUUUGAUUCUCCAGCUCUCUUAAAUGGCAAUGGCGUCUGCAAUGAGAAUAGUUCUUGGCUUGCUAACGAUUGUUUCUGUUGGCAUGAUUAUAGGAGCCAUUCGUCAGUUGGUAUUUAUUCAAAAGUUGGAAGAUUCUUAUGGUGAGUCACAUUUUGCCAAUGAUAAAGAGGCGGAAAUCUUACGACUUGGAUAUGUUAAACCAGAAAUACUUAGCUGGUCACCUCGAAUCAUUUUACUGCAUAACUUUUUGAGUGCAGAGGAAUGUGACUACCUUAGAGCAAUUGCAAAGCCCCGACUCCAGAUUUCGACAGUAGUAGAUGCAAAAACAGGGAAGGGAAUCAAAAGUGAAGUGAGGACAAGCUCUGGUAUGUUUUUGAAUGCUGAAGAAAGGAAAUAUCCAAUGAUAGAGGCUAUUGAAAAACGGAUUUCAACAUAUGCUCAAGUACCAGUAGGGAAUGGAGAAUUGAUUCAAGUCUUAAGGUAUGAAAAAGGUCAGUUAUACAGACCACAUCAUGAUUAUUUUUCAGAUACAUUUAAUCUGAAACGCGGUGGCCAGCGCAUAGCAACGGUGUUAAUGUACUUGACUGAUAAUGUCGAAGGAGGGGAAACAUAUUUCCCACUGGCUGGUUCAGAAGAAUGCAGCUGUGGAGGGAAAAUGGUGGUAGGGAUAUGUGUAAAACCUAACAAAGGAGAUGCAGUGCUAUUUUGGAGCAUGGGGCUAGAUGGUGAAUCAGACCCAAAAAGUAUUCAUGGAGGAUGUGAAGUAUUAUCAGGGGAGAAGUGGUCAGCAACCAAAUGGAUGAGACAGAAAAUUACUUUUUGAUUCAUACAUUUGUUUCCAUAUAAUAAUACAUUAUACAUUAUACAUGUUACCUUCUUAAUUAAUUAGCAACAACCAUAAAAUAGAUACAUACUUACAUACAUAUGAUAUAUACAAAUUUAUUUAUAGUAGAUUCUUAUAUUAUC
Molecule: messenger RNA, 1063 nt
Organism: Impatiens glandulifera
Lineage: Eukaryota; Viridiplantae; Streptophyta; Magnoliopsida; Ericales; Balsaminaceae
Product: prolyl 4-hydroxylase 1
Exons: 11
Coding region: 120-920 (266 amino acids)
Biological process (GO): peptidyl-proline hydroxylation to 4-hydroxy-L-proline
Cellular component (GO): endoplasmic reticulum
Molecular function (GO): L-ascorbic acid binding; iron ion binding; procollagen-proline 4-dioxygenase activity
Source: RefSeq, a predicted model, not a curated record